GGAGGAGGAGGAGGAGGAGGAGGAGGAGGAGGAGGAGGGUUCGCUCGCCUGCUCCGACGCAGACAUGGUGGACUGAUCCCCGGCGGGGCCGAGAGCAGGGUUUCCUGAGGCGCCCCCCGCGCGUGGCCCCGCCGCGCCCCGCGCCCCGCAGCCCCUCGCCGGCGCCCGCGUCGGGUGCGGCGGUCGGGCCGGGCAUUCGUGUUCCCGCCGCGUCCCGCGCCCGGUCCCUAUGGAGGCGCCGCUCGCCGGCGAGGCCGCCGACCAUGCCUAGGAGGGCCGGGAGCGGGCAGCUGCCGCUACCCCGGGGCUGGGAGGAGGCCAGGGACUACGACGGCAAGGUCUUCUACAUCGACCACAACACCAGGAGGACCAGCUGGAUCGACCCCCGGGACAGAUUUCGGUCUCAGUGGUACGCUGACUUCCUAAAAUCAAUAUGGAAACUUUCGUGCCUUUCCAUGGUGCAGUUCAAGUAUCGCUGGAAUUGGGUGUUCCUUGCAGUGUGGUUAACGAAGCCCUUGUCGUUUGCCGAUUGUGUUGGGGAUGAACUUCCGUGGGGAUGGGAAGCAGGGUUUGACCCACAGAUUGGUGUCUACUACAUCGAUCACGUCAACAAAACCACACAGAUUGAAGAUCCACGAAAACAGUGGAGGGGGGAACAGGAGAAGAUGCUCAAGGACUAUCUCUCGGUGGCCCAGGAUGCUCUCAGGACACAGAAGGAGCUGUACCACGUGAAGGAGCAAAGACUGGCCCUGGCCCUCGAUGAAUAUGUACGAUUAAAUGACGCCUAUAAGGAGAAGUCAAGUUCUCACACAAGCUUAUUCUCAGGAUCUUCAUCCAGCACUAAGUACGAUCCCGAUAUUUUAAAAGCGGAGAUCUCCACUACGCGAUUAAGGGUUAAAAAGCUGAAGAGAGAACUCUCACAGAUGAAGCAGGAAUUGCUCUAUAAAGAACAAGGCUUUGAGACAUUGCAACAAAUUGAUAAGAAAAUGUCUGGAGGCCAGAGUGGCUAUGAACUCAGUGAAGCCAAAGCCAUUCUAACUGAACUGAAAUCUAUCAGAAAGGCUAUCAGCUCAGGAGAAAAAGAAAAACAAGAUCUGAUGCAGAGUCUCGCUAAGCUGCGGGAGCGGUUCCAUUUGGACCAGAGCACGGGCACAUCCGAGCCAGAUUUGAGGUCCAGUCCUGUGAACUCCCAUUUAUCUCUCUCCAGACAGACCCUUGACGCCGGGUCACAAACCAGCAUUUCUGGAGAUAUCGGAGUGAGAAGUAGAUCAAAUUUAGCUGAAAAGGUCAGGCUGAGCCUACAGUAUGAAGAAGCCAAAAGGAGUAUGGCCAACUUGAAAAUUGAACUGUCAAAACUGGACAGUGAGACCUGGCCCGGGGCGCUGGACAUCGAGAAGGAGAAGCUGAUGCUGAUUAACGAGAAAGAAGAGCUUUUGAAGGAGCUGCAGUUUGUCACCCCACAAAAACGCACCCAAGAUGAACUGGAGCACCUGGAGGCCGCCAGGCAGCGGCUGGAGGAGGAGCUGUUGUCCGUGAGGGGUCCGCCGAGCCGGGCGCUGGCCGAAAGAUUGCAGUUGGAAGAGCGAAGGAAAGAGCUGCUACAGAAACUUGAGGAGACUACUAAAUUAACUACUUAUUUGCACUCACAACUGAAAAGCCUCUCUGCCAGCACCCUGUCCGUGUCAUCCGGGAGCAGCCUGGGCUCCCUGGCCUCCAGCCGGGGGUCUCUGAACACCUCCAGCAGAGGGUCGCUCAGCUCCCUCAGUUCCGGAGAGCUCUAUUACACCGGCCAGAGCGACCAGGUAGACGCGGAUUAUCAAUGUAAACUGGACCUCCUUCUGCAGGAGAAAGGCGGCUACAUUCCUUCUGGACCCAUCACCACCAUCCAUGAAAACGAGGUGGUCAAGUCCCCCAGCCAGCCUGGCCAGAGCGGCCCCUGUGGGGCGGCAGCCACAGCCACAGGCCACACUCCCCCACGGACUGAGGCCCCCAAGUCUGUGACGUCCCUGUCCUCACGGUCCUCCCUCUCCUCCUUGUCCCCUCCCGGCUCCCCCCUGGUUCUGGAAGGCACGUUCCCCAUGUCUUCCCACGAUGUCCCUCUCCAUCGGUUCACUGCUGACUUUGAAGACUGUGAAUUGAGUAGCCGUUUUGCAGACAUUGGCCUCGGUGACAAUCAGAUCUUGCUGGACUCGAACUCAGGAGGAGCGUCCCAGUCUCUCGCAGAGGAUAAAGACCUCAGCGAAUGCGCCCGGGAGCCGUUGUAUGAAGGAACUGCAGAUGUGGAAAAAUCAUUACCAAAAAGAAGAGUGAUCCACUUGCUUGGGGAGAAAAGUGCUUGCGUGUCAGCUGCUGUGUCCGAUGAGUCUGUGGCUGGAGACAGCGGGGUCUACGAAGCUUUCGUGAAACAGCCUAGUGAAGUUGAAGAUGUUCCGUACAGUGAAGGGGAUGUCACCAUCGUGGAGACUGCCCAGGUGCAGAUCGGACUCAGAUAUGAUGCCAGAAGGUCAAGUUUCAUGGUGAUUUUAGCACAGCUCCGAAAUCUCCAUGCCUUCCUGAUACCUCACACUUCAAAAGUAUAUUUCAGGGUUGCUCUGCUUCCCUCCUCAACUGACGUCAGCUGUCUGUUUCGAACGAAAGUCCAUCUAGCCACAGAAUCCAUUCUGUUCAACGAUAUGUUCCGGGUGGCCAUCUCCCAAACAGCCUUACAGCAGAAGACGCUGAGAGUGGAUCUCUGCUCUGUCAGUAAACACCAAAGUGAACAAUGCCUGGCUGGAACUCAGAUCAGUUUGGCCGACUUACCGUUUUCCAAUGAGAUUUUCACUCUGUGGUAUAACUUGCUGCCUUCUAAACAAAUGUCUCGCAAAAAGAAUGGCGAAGAAAAUGAGGAUUCCGUGUUUCAACCAGACCAGCCGUUAAUCGAACCUAUAGACUUGGAUGCCGUGUCAGCCCUCCUUGCAAGAACAUCAGCUGAGCUGUUGGCUGUGGAACAAGAAUUAGCACAGGAGGAGGAGGAAGAAGAAGAACCAGGGCAGGAAGAAGAGGAAAGGGGUCCAGAUGGAGACUGGUUGACAAUGCUGCGGGAGGCCUCUGAUGAAAUCGCGUCUGAAGAAGAGGCCGACGUGAAGUUGCCCGAGGGCGGUCGCCGUGCAGGAGACCUGUGCUCGCGCCCCCGCGGGCCCGAGGCGGAGGAGGACGUGGGCAGGAGAGAGGACGGCGGUGCUGAAGGGCGCGGCAGCCGGCCGCCCGGCGGGCCGUCCACCCUGGUUGAUAAAGAGACAAACACGGAUGAGGCAGGCGACACCAGUGUGGCAGUUCGCCCCAAAGACCGCAGCGGCCUGAGCACUCGGCAGCGCCCCUUUGUCCGCAGCAGCGUGAUCGUGCGCUCCCAGACCUUCUCCCCGGGGGAGCGGAACCAGUACAUCUGCAGGUUGAAUCGAAGUGACAGCGACAGCUCAACCCUGGCUAAAAAAUCACUGUUUGUGAGAAACUCCACCGAACGGCGCAGUUUGAGGGUCAAAAGGACGGUGUGCCAGCCCGUCCUGAGAAGAACGGCGCAGGAACGGCCCGUGCGCACAUCCCUGGACCUAGAACUGGACCUUCAGGCGUCUCUCACCCGGCAGAGCCGCCUCAACGACGAGCUGCAGGCCCUGAGGGGCCUGAGGCAGAAGCUGGAGGCGCUGAAAGCCCAGGGGGAGACUGACCUUCCACCGGGCGUGCUGGAGGACGAGCGCUUCCAGAAGCUCCUGAAACAAGCUGAGAAACAGGCCGAACAGUCCAAAGAAGAGCAGAAGCAGGACUUGAACGCCGAGAAAUUGAUGCGGCAAGUGUCCAAGGACGUGUGCCGGCUGCGCGAGCAGAGCCGGAAGGUGCCGCGCCAGGUGCAGUCCUUCAGGGAGAAGAUUGCCUACUUCACCAGAGCGAAGAUAAGCAUCCCGUCCCUGCCAGCCGAUGAUGUGUGAUCACAUCGCUGAAGACAUUACGUUGUCUCCUGUUCAUUCUUAGGGAGGGUACAAGACUGAACGUUUGUUUUGCUUCGGGGGGUUCUUUUUGUAACGUAACUAUCAACUCUUAAAGAGCUUUUAUUUCACAGCAGAUUUUCAACAUGUUAAUUUGUAAAGUAUCUUGAAUGUAAUUCUUAUAUGUUUAAAAAAGAAAAGAAAUCCGAUAACCAAAACGAUCUGGUACACGAACGUCCAGUACCUGCGUUUUGCCAACGGGCUGCAGUUUAUAAAAGUGGAACGGAGGCCGUGCCCCGUGCAUAUAUAUCCCAGUGGCCCAGCUGUUGAGAAAUGGCUCGGUUUAGCAGAAGGUGAUUUUUGCUUUUCCUUGGUUGUCCCACGAGCAGACUGAGGAUGGCAGCCGGCCGGGCGGUAUUUUUGUACCAAGGGGCGGCUCUUUGAGUUUGAACUCAAACGUGAGUACGGUUCCGGCUCCACCUGAAACAGGUGUCUGCGCUCCCGUCCGCCACCUGUGUCAGAGCCCCUCGUUUCUUUAAAACAACUUCCUUUUUGUCCUUUUCUUUGAGUCUAAAGAAAACAAACCGCCGGAGCAGUGCUCCUGGCCGCGGGGAAGGCCUUUUGAUGGGUCACCUCCUGAGCGGGGAGAGGAAGGGGGAGAGCCGGGGACCCUACACACACAAGUCACCUCCUCGGCGAGCACCUGCCGCCUCGGACGCAGCCCGGGCCCGCGUACGUGCUCCGAGGGCCGUGCCCAGCCUGCGCCCUUGACGCCGCGUCCUGGGCGCGAGGCUGGUGCCCCGCACGGCGCCGUGGUGGCCGGCGCUCUAAGCCCAGAGCGCGCGGGCGAUGCGGAGGGAAGCGCGUCAGCACGCAUCUGGUGAACCUGGGAGUCCCGAUUGGAUCAAAGUUGCCAAAAAAAAAAAAAAUUUUUUUAAACUUUAUUAAACAGAUUUCUAACAUUUACUAGAAACUAUUUGGCAGCUCUCGUGUUUAGGGGAUCCUAUCUGUAAUUUGUGGUGAGGAGGCCAAGAGAAGAGUGUGCCUGGGGACAUUAUUAACUUGAAAUAUCAGCCAAGGCGGUUGGUUAAGAAAACAAUUCUAGAUGAUCUCGUGUCGAGAGGGGAAAAAGGCUCUAGGUCGUCCGUGUAGAAUGUUAUCCCACCCGCCCCAGGCCCUGCUUGCGAGAAACGUAUCUGCUCUGCCAGCAUAAAGGCUUUCGAAGUAAAGAGUAUUUGUGCAAUUUAACUCAUACUUAUCAUUCGGUCAGUUCUACUGGAAGAGGCAGUUUUUGGUCAGCCAUCUUUCAUAGCAAACUAAAUCUUGGUGGUUUUGCUUUGUUUUGUUUUGUUUUUUGAGAAGUACAAAAAUCCUCUUAACGGAAUGGAUCCCUUAAAAAAAAUAAUAAGUUCUAUUUCUAAGAUAGCAUCCUCAGCAAGAAUUCUUAAGUUUCUUGAAAGUAAUUCUACAUAUUCUGGAAAGUUCGUUUUAUCAGAAUCAAAAUUCGAAGUAAGCAAUUUCUGAGCCGAGAACUUUAAUUAUCUCUUCCUAAGUUAUCCCACCGCUUUCAUCUAAAAUGUCUCCGAAGCCAUAACUGGAUGUGACACCACUCUGGACAAAAACCCGCCUCGCGACUGCGCACCGUCCUUCGAGGCCGCGCGGCCCAUUCUUUCAGAUGACUAAGGAAAACCAGAGCAGGAAUGCCAUUCCUCCUUGUCAAGGUCAAAUGUGAAAGACAGAAGUUUAUUUAAUAUAGAGCUAAAUGAAGGUCAGCCGUUUUCAGCUUCGUAGUGUGGCCGUGAAAAUGUUUAUAGAAUUAUGUGUAGUUGUACCGUACGAUUUUAUUUUCUUCAUUUAUUUAUUUACGGUCUUAUUUAUGUUCUGUUUAAUAUAUAGUUCGGUUCUGGCCAUUUGAAAUGUUUGACCCAGAAGAGGCUAUAUUGGACUAUUUACACCUUUAUAAAUCUUCCUCAGAUUAGCAAAUCACUCUUUGUCAUACAAAAAGCCUCAGACCAGUAUACAAGAAUUAAAUCUGUCUCAGGCUGGUAGUUAACAGUUGUGACCAAGAUGCUUUAGGUUUUAUUUCACAAAAUGUGCUCCUUUCUAACAUGAGAAACGAACUUAUUUUAGUAUAAUCCUUUUCCACACGUUAAAAAUCAGCAAUAGUGUUAUGUAUUUAUAGGCAGCUUUUUCACAAUGCUGUCAUUUGUACUAACCCAAAUGAUUCACAGUGACAAAACAUUUUAAUAACUUGAUCACAAAACCGUAUGAACAAUAUGAAUUUUAAUAUUAUAAAUACUAUUUUUUAAAGGUAGAAUUUAUUCUGCACAGGGUAAAAAGAAUGUAAUAUUUAGGUCUCAAGUUUGAAUUAUCAGUAUGUUAUUAUAAUUUUGUAUAUCAGAAUCUAAGUUGCAGGUACAAAAAAAAAAUAUUGGUAGCCAAAUGAACAAAGUUUAGCUGAAUCUCUGUGGCAUGCAAAUCAAAUUUAAAAUCUUUUUUUUUUCGCUAUUACUUUAUCUAUAUUGUAUUAAAUAUCAAAAGCUCAGGACUGAACUAAAUAUUUAAUCAGGUUAAAUUCUGAAUAUGUUUCUGUUUUAAUUUGUCUCGUUUGUAAAAGUAUGCAAAUACAUCACAUAGAUUAACUUUGGUUUCUGCACUUUCCCUGUGUUUGUGGGUGGACAAAAGUUCGGUGGGUUUUUUUGUUUUUGUUUUUUUUAAACAAAGAUGCAUAUUGCCUCAUA
Felis catus (domestic cat) is the source of this 6697-nucleotide messenger RNA. RefSeq names its product WW and C2 domain containing 2 (gene WWC2). Gene Ontology annotation, molecular function: molecular adaptor activity; kinase binding. Gene Ontology annotation, biological process: regulation of hippo signaling; negative regulation of organ growth; regulation of DNA-templated transcription. The transcript is spliced from 24 exons. Bases 264 to 3959 code for a protein of 1231 amino acids. Gene Ontology annotation, cellular component: cytoplasm. Lineage: Eukaryota; Metazoa; Chordata; Mammalia; Carnivora; Felidae. The record is from RefSeq and is a predicted model, not a curated record.